CUUUUUUAUUUUCCUGAUUUUUUUUCUCCCGAACGGUGGCGCGAAGCGAGAUUUAGCGAGGUUUUUGAGGGGGAAGAUGUGGUCUGUGGUGGAUGGAGUGAAUUGACUUAGAGAUCAAGCAGUUGCUUGAUGUUCUUGAGGUUCUAGUGACUUUGCAUAGAGACAUGUGCUAAAGGGUUGUGAACAAUGGGUACUUAGAGAUGUAGAGUUUGACUAUCAUCGCUUGAUCAAUGAAUGUCCUUGAAGCUCAGGUAGAUUCUAGCCUCACUUGUGUACUGACCAAGUCCAGAACAACAGCCCUACCAAAACACAAAACAGCACUGGAAAACGUGACUUCACUCCAUCUAUCAAUGCCCUUGAACCUCAAAUCCUCUCACACACCUCAUGUACGAACUCUUCCCGGAACAAUCAUUCCAUCCCAUUCCUCCCCGAAGCAACAACAAAAAUACAAAGUUCAAGAAAUGACAUCAACCCAAUGGUUACCGGCACCAAGAUCACCACCACGAGACCCUGAAGCCCUCGUGAAUGCACCGUUGCGUAAACCCGCAUCUGUACGCGCCGAUCCCUCGCCACUCGGCCUACUCAUUGGAACCGCUACAGGACUGGAGAUACUUCCCUGACGGAUCCUCUCUCUCGUCUCGGGAUAUUGGACGAUUUAAGGUUGAGCCAUGAAUUGAAGGGAGAUCUGCCCUCGUCUGCUUAGGAUUG
This is a messenger RNA of Mollisia scopiformis, 708 nucleotides long. RefSeq lists its product as uncharacterized. Lineage: Eukaryota; Fungi; Ascomycota; Leotiomycetes; Helotiales; Mollisiaceae. The record is from RefSeq and is a predicted model, not a curated record. Bases 231 to 620 code for a protein of 129 amino acids. The transcript has a single exon.